Coccinella septempunctata (seven-spotted ladybird) is the source of this 1724-nucleotide messenger RNA. Its product is annotated as UDP-glycosyltransferase UGT5-like. Bases 161 to 1708 code for a protein of 515 amino acids. The transcript is spliced from 4 exons. Gene Ontology annotation, molecular function: UDP-glycosyltransferase activity. NCBI's taxonomy places the organism in Eukaryota, Metazoa, Arthropoda, Insecta, Coleoptera, Coccinellidae. The record is from RefSeq and is a predicted model, not a curated record.
GAUGUAAAUAAUAGAUAUGGAUGCCAGGAAGACGAGAAAUGGAUUGACCAAACAAUCUUUUGAGUAGUGGAAAUACAAAAUUCAAGGUCCUAUUUAAUUCCGUCAUCGAACGAUAUAUUUUCGAAGUGAUAAUUGGUGUAUUAUUAGUCUGCUGUUGAAAAUGUGCCGUGGGUUAGUGUUGUUCCUUUGUUUAUUUCUCGUACCAUGUGGUCCUAUCGUGGAAUGCGCCAAAAUUUUGGGCGUUUUUCCAUUCCCCUCGAAAAGUCAUUACGCCAUGGGAAACAGUCUGCUGAAGGAAUUGGCCAUAAGAGGACAUGAAGUUACAAUGAUUGCUGCAUUUGAAGAAACGAGUCUACCCCCAAACGUUUCUUACAGAACGCUGAAGGUUAAUAUUGAUUUGAAUGAAGGAAACAAGAAAAUCAAUUUCUUCGAGCAAGACAUGUCCAAUCCCUACUUGAUAACCUUUUUCUUGAACUGGGCCGGAUCCAAGAUAACGAAUGGGACAUUCAAUGCGCCGGAAGUACAGAAGCUUCUCAGAUCCCGAGAAAAAUUCGAUGCUGUCAUUAUGGACCAGUUCACUGACGAUAGUUUCGCUUAUUUCGCUCAUCAUUUUGGAGCCAACCAAAUUUUACUAUUAACCACUUGCGCCAACUCAUGGGUGAAUCCCCUUGUUGCUAACCCUGCUCCUCCUUCAGUGAAUCCGGAAUUACUACUAGAGUUUUCAUCAUCGAUGACUUUCCUGGAGAGAUUGAAAAACACAGUUUUUUACAUCUUCAGCGAAUUAAACAGACAACUGUACUUCUUCCCCAAACAGAACGAAGUCAUCAGAACCAACUUUCCCAAAGCAAGACCUCUUUAUGAUUACCUGUACAACGUAUCUUUGAUUCUGAUGAACGCCCACGAAAGUUUCAAUGAUCCUUUGGCUCUUGUGCCAGUCAUGAAGAAUGUGGGUGGGAUGCAUGUUUCUCCAUCUGGAAAACUCCCAAGCGAUCUUCGAAAAUUCAUGGAUGAGGCUAAAGAAGGUGUGGUUUAUUUCAGUAUGGGAUCGAAUUUGAAAAGUAAGGAUCUGCCUCCGAGAAUAAGGGGGUCGAUCCUGAAGGUUUUCGCCAAACUGGACGUUAAAGUUUUGUGGAAAUGGGAAGACGAAACUUUACCGGGUCAACCAGGCAAUGUGAAACUGAGCAAAUGGCUCCCACAACAGGAGAUUCUCGGUCAUCCUAAUUUGAAAGUUUUCAUUACUCACGGAGGUUUAUUGAGUACCAUAGAAGCCGUCCAUUAUGGAGUUCCCCUUCUAACUCUUCCUGUUUAUGGUGACCAGAAGUUAAACGCAGCGACAGCACAACAAAAAGGAUAUGCAAUAAAUAUUCCUUUUGCGGAUUUUGAAGAAGGAAAGUUCGAACAGGCCUUGAAUGAAUUACUGCGUAAUCCUAAAUACAAGCAAAACGCAGCAAUAAGAUCCAAACUGUUUCACGAUCGACCAAUGAAACCCUUAGAUGAAGCUGUGUACUGGGUUGAGUAUGUUAUAAGGCAUCGAGGAGCUGAACAUUUAAGGGUAGCAGCAUUGAAACUCAGCUGGUACCAGUACAUUCUUCUAGACGUCUUUGGAUUUAUACUAGUUGCGCUUUCAAUUGUUGUAUAUAUUUUGAGAAUGAUUCUGAUGAAAGUAUGUUGUGGAAAACCCGACAAAGUUAAGUCGAAAAUAAAUUGAUGGUUUUGGGCCCAGA